UUUUAUAAGCUAAACUAAUAUUAAAAAGUGCUGGAACUGCUUCCAUAGAACGUUUGUCAACAUGGAUGUCGAAGAGCUACUUUCGUUUAAGCCAGAAAAGCCAACAUUUGAUUCGAAGCACAAAAGAUUAAAAGAUGAUGAUGAUGAUGACUACAGAAGAAAGAAAAGACGGGCUGAUCCAUACAAUUCUAAUUUGGACAAAGAUCAAAUGACAGAGGAAGAAAAAGAGAAAAUCAGACAAAUGAUAGAGGCUGAACCGGAUGCUGAGGCUAUGGAUGAAACAAGUUUUAAAAAGCUGCUGCUACAGUUUGAGAAACGUGUGUAUAAAAAUCAAGAGAUGAGAAUUAAGUUCCCAGAUUUACCAGAAAAAUUCAUGGAGUCAGAAAUUGAACUUAAUGAGACAAUUCAUGAAAUGCAUGUCAUGGCAACAGUCCCUGAGUAUUAUCAAAUUCUGGUUGAUUUACGCUGUAUUCAGUCUUUGCUGCAAUUAAUUGCUCAUGAAAAUACUGACAUUUCUAUUGCUGUAAUAGACCUGUUACAAGAACUAACUGACCCUGACAUACUGAAUGAAAAUGAAGAUACUGCCUCUGUUUUAAUUGAUGCUUUACUUGAAGGUCAAGUGGUUGCUGUACUAGUAAAUAACUUGGAGAGACUGGAUGAGAAUGUGAAGGAGGAAUUUGAAGGAGUACAUAACAGCCUUGCAAUCAUUGAGAAUAUGACAGAUUUUAAGCCAGAGAUGUGUUCAGAAGCUGCACAGCAGGGCUUGCUGCAAUGGCUCCUAAAAAGACUGAGAAUGAAACGUCCUUUUGAUCAGAACAAGUUGUACAGUAGUGAAAUUAUUGCUAUAUUAUUGCAAGACACUGAAGAAAACAGACAGCUUUUAGGAGAGCUUGACGGUAUUGACAUUUUGUUGCAACAGCUUGCUACAUUUAAGAAGCAUGACCCUAGUAAUAAAGAUGAAAUUGAGCUUAUGGAGAACUUGUUUAAUUCGAUGUGCUCUGCACUGGCAUAUCCUGCAAACAGAGCAAGAUUCCUCCGAGGAGAAGGGCUGCAGCUGAUGAACUUGAUGCUAAGAGAGAAAAAGUUGUCACGCAACAGUGCCAUCAAAGUAUUAAACCAUGCAAUGACUGGUAUUGAAGGGUUAGAUAACUGUCAAAAAUUUGUUGAAAUAUUAGGGCUUCGGAGUGUAUUUCCAUUAUUUAUGAAAACACCAAAACAGACUAGAACUGGCCCAGCACCUGAUGAGUUGGAAGAGCACAUAUGUUCCAUAAUAGCAUCCAUGCUUAGAAAUUGCCAGAGUACACCACGACAGAGGCUUUUGUUAAAAUUUACUGAAAAUGAUCAUGAAAAGGUUGAAAGACUUUUGGAAUUGCACUUCAAGUAUUUGGAUAAAGUGCGUCAAUGUGAUGAUCAAAUAGAACGUGAGAAAAUGAGAUUAAAACAAAGUGGAGACAAUUUGGAUGAGGACAUGGAAGACGAGUUCUAUCUGAAACGUUUGGACUCUGGCUUGUUUACUCUGCAGCUGAUUGACUAUAUUAUGUUGGAGGCCUCAGCUAGUGGAGCACCAUCUGUUCACACAAGAAUAAUGCAGAUUCUCAACAUGCGAGGUGGUUCUGUUAAAGUUAUAAAGGGCAUAAUGAGAGAGUAUGCAGGAAACAUAGGCGAUGCUAAAGAUCCCACAGCUAAAGAAGCUGAGAGAGAAAGGAUACUAGCUCUAGUUGAAAAAUUUUAACACUUAAUUUGUAAUGAUCUCAUCUGUAAUAUAAGCUCAUUAAAAUUUUACUUGUAUUA
Messenger RNA from Physella acuta, 1791 nucleotides. Its product is annotated as beta-catenin-like protein 1. Lineage: Eukaryota; Metazoa; Mollusca; Gastropoda; Physidae. Gene Ontology annotation, cellular component: spliceosomal complex. The record is from RefSeq and is a predicted model, not a curated record.